AUGAAGUUAAUAAGUGUAAUUAUUGUGAUAAUAUUAGGAAGUGAUUUUAAUUUAAUUAAGCCGGGAAUAGGAAUUUUUUUGAAUGACUACUGCGACAAUUGGAAGAUUGACGGCAGGAUUAAGUUAGAAGGAAAAGUCGCUGUUGUUACGGGAGCUACGGCGGGAAUUGGUUUGGAGACUGCAAAGGAUCUUUAUGAACGCGGUGCCACACUGAUAAUUCCAGCCCGAAACAUUCCAAAAGCUCAACAAGUCUCCGAAGAAAUAAAAAAAACCUCUAAUUCGUCUUCCAAGCUGAUAAUUUACCUACUGGACCUCACUGACUUCUCCAGUGUGCGCGCAUGCGCAGAAAAAAUUACUUUGGAUUUCCCGCGAAUCGACAUUUUGAUCAACAAUGCUGGAAUUGUAGUUCGCGAGUUCAAAAAAUCUAAAGAUGGCUUUGAGACUCUUCUGCAGACUAAUUACUUGUCGCCAUUUUUGUUUACCAUGCUGCUGCUGCCCUCUCUGUCGAGGUCUGAUCAUGCGAGAGUUAUUAAUUUGUCCUCUUUGCUUCAUUACGUCGGAAAAAUCAAUUUUGAGGACCUUAAUUUGGAAAACGAGGAUUUUAAUGUCUGGGCAGCGUAUUCUCAGAUUAUUAACGUUUUAAAUAUCCACGUUUAUACCGCGGAUCCUACAAUAGUCCGUACAAAAUUAUUCGACGACUUUUUUCCCGCGCAAAUAGCAAGUCUGAUUGAUCCAUUGUUAAAAAACACGCGCCAAGGCGCGGGAACUACAAUUUAUUGCGCAACUAGUCCUCAACUUGCCAACCAAACCGGUCUUUAUUAUAUAAACUGCGAUACAACAGCGCCAUCUCUGUACGCGUCAAAUCCAAGCCUAGCAAUGAAAUUAUGGGCCCGGACAAUAGAGCUCGUUGGUCUACCCAACGAUUAUUUGUCAACGAUUUUUAUAAUAUAA
Molecule: messenger RNA, 951 nt
Organism: Cotesia congregata
Lineage: Eukaryota; Metazoa; Arthropoda; Insecta; Hymenoptera; Braconidae
Source: the annotation of a GenBank genome assembly